UGAGUCCGUCCUCGUCCUGCUUCUUCCCCUUGUCCUUCUUCUUCUUGGGCAUCUUGGCGUCUCUGCAGCCACAAACAUUGGUUCACACGCCUCCGAGCGGAUCUGCUCCGCCGUCGGUGACGUCCCGUCUGGGACUCACUUCCGGUCCGGCAGGUGCGCAGACGCGCCAGUGGUGUCAGCGGUGGGAUGCUGAUGUCUGGACUCACCUGUAGUGUGUGGCGCGCGGUCCAACCUGAAUCCGGUGAUGGCGCUUUCAUCCUCGCGCAGAGGGCGGCGCUCUUUAUACGCGCUCUUCCAGGAGCUGACGACCGAUCAAAGGAAACGGCGCGCGCUCCCGUGAAGCCCCGCCUCCAGGUCAUGCAUAUGGAUCAGGCCGUCGCCGUGGCAACGGAGCAGCAGACGCUGCCUCGACUCGAGUCCGGUCAGAGGUCCGGUCCGCGGCACCAUCGGGUCCCUGCUGACUUGUGGGCCGAGUGUUUGACUCGAAGGCCGCGGUCGGUUCAGCUGGUGCGUGCAGGCGACCUGCGGAAACUCAGCCGAGCUCAGGUGCUCGGCGGCCGGAGCGAUGCCGAGGAAGGGCCCCCGAGCAGGCAGCAGGCUGCAGAGGCAGCAGGCGGAGCAGCAGCAGCUGCGGAGGAAGGAGGAGCUGCUGACGCUGUUCCUCAGGGACAAGCUGCAGAAGGAGGAGCGCAACUCGCUGGUGAACCGGCAGAAGCUGCGCGCGGCCUGGCAGACGCUCGCGCGACAAGCACGGAGCCAGGAGCUGCGCGAUGACGUCAUCACCCUGCAGCAGGACUCCGACCGGCAACUGGACCACCUGGACAGCGUCAUCAAGGGCCUGGAGCGGGAGCUGCGGGAGGCGGAGCGUCAGGUGGCCUGCGGGCGCCGCCUUCACCUGCAGAACCUGCAGCGUCUGCGGCGGCUGCAGGAGCAGUGCGCGGCCGCGGUGCAGCGGCGCUGGCAGAGCUGUCUGGAGAGCCUGCGCCGCAGGUUCCUCUCAGAGAGGUGGGAGCGGCGCCCACCCCGGGGCCGCCUGCCCACCUCCGGACCUGCGCUCUGCUUCCUCCUCAGGAGUCACAUCGUGGCCCAGUGUCUGCUGAAGGAGGCCGACUGGGAGGACGUCCGCUUCGCUCUGGAGCAGAAGCACCGGGCCGAGAAGGAGGAGCUGCACCAGCUGUACGGGGAGAGCAUGGCCGUCCUGGAGGUGGCCCGGCAGGAGCAGGUAGAGGCGUGGCGCCUGGCUCUCCCUGCCGCUCCUCAGCCUGGACCUGUGUCUCUGCAGGCGGCGGUUCUGGCCCAGAGCAACUUUGAGAUGCUGAACGACAAGAUCCGUCAGAACCAGGAGGCCAAGCAGCAGCAGGACUCCGAGUCCAAGGGCCCGGAGCGCAAGGGCCAGCGCGUGGUCACCGUGAAGAACACCUGCAAGAAGAAGCUGAAGACGGAGGUCAGCGACCUGCAGCAGAAGAUCGGCAGCAUGGAGCUGGAGAACAUCCUCCUGACAGAGAGGCUCUCAGCUGUCGAUCACCACCUGCCCACGCUGCGACGGCGUCUCCUCCGGGAUCGACAAGCGGCGCAGAAGAAGCUGAAGGAGCUGGCAGUCGUCAGUGACUCGGUGUCCAGACGACUCAAGUCUGCCGUCGCCAUGGGGGAGAAGGUGCUAGCAGCGCUGGAGUCAUGUCAGAAGCUCCAGCCAGAAGAACCGAAGGCCGACGUGAAGGUUCUGCUGCGGCGAGAGCUUCUGCAGGAGCAGCGAGAGCUUCUGCGGCAGGAGAACCAGCAUCUGAGGACGGUGCUGCGUCAGCGGCUCGACUCCAUGACGCUCAGCCACCACGCCCUGCUGGUCAUCGGCGCCGCUCCCACCACCGCGGCUCCCACCGAGCCCGCGAGGCGCCACACCGUCAUCGAGGCAGCGCUCGCCGUCAGAAACGCGCUCUGACGCGCGGCUCAGGAAUGUCUUUUCACACUGUGGCUUCUGUCUCGGGUGGGUCCACUGCGCCCCCUGCUGUCGCUGCCUUGUUUUGUUUUUUAAAUAGAAACGAAAUAAAAAGCUUUGGUUGAACUACAGCACAAUAA
Synchiropus splendidus (mandarinfish) is the source of this 2073-nucleotide messenger RNA. Its product is annotated as dynein regulatory complex subunit 2-like. The record is from RefSeq and is a predicted model, not a curated record. Gene Ontology annotation, cellular component: axoneme; axonemal dynein complex. Lineage: Eukaryota; Metazoa; Chordata; Actinopteri; Syngnathiformes; Callionymidae. Gene Ontology annotation, biological process: regulation of cilium movement; cilium-dependent cell motility; axonemal dynein complex assembly. The coding region runs from base 566 to 1936 and encodes 456 amino acids. The transcript is spliced from 6 exons.